Molecule: messenger RNA, 2354 nt
Organism: Culex quinquefasciatus (southern house mosquito)
Lineage: Eukaryota; Metazoa; Arthropoda; Insecta; Diptera; Culicidae
Exons: 2
Coding region: 1168-1521 (117 amino acids)
Source: RefSeq, a predicted model, not a curated record
ACGGUCUCAUGGCUGAGACACCACUACACCGCAGCGCUACUCUGGGCAGGGUCCGGAGGUCGGAGCGCAGCGUAGUUGAGUCGUGACGUCAUCGAGUCAUUAAUCACGAUCGGCAAAUGGUCGCCACGUGUCAUCGGGACAAAUCCAAUCAAGCGUGACGUCACGGGCGAAGAAGGACUCUCAUCCUCCACCAGCAGUCAUGGUUGCACUGCGUGGUCAUGGUUACACGGCGCUAGGGUCUCGGUGUAGCGCCUCCCACUCAUCCCACGUGUAGUCCAACGGGGCACCGCACGUGCACAGAAAGUUUCGGUUAAAUCUGGAUUGCCGGAACAAGGACGUUCAUUCCCAGCAGUCAUGGACGAACUGCGUAUCCACGGAACAGGGUUUCGUAUCCCGGACAGGUGAAGUAAGGACUCUCCCAAUCCCCACCCACGCGCAGUCAAGGACGCACUGCACCACCCAAAGGUAAUCGGUCGUCGCCUGGUCAGGCACAGCCGAGCAGGACAAACCACUUCACGGAGUCGGCACUCCAGGUUUCAACCCAUCAUCGGGACGGUGUGAUUGCCAGGAGCGCAGCACACUGCGGAGGAUCGUACCAACGUACACCACUGGAAGGAUCGGCAAGGGACCGCCGAACCACUACUACACGCAAAGAAAUUCUGGUGAACAUUGGAUGCUCAAUCGCCCUUACCCAUCCGAUGUUCAAAUUUAUUCCCAUCGGAUGUUCAAAGCAUUUAAAAAAACACCAACACCACCGCAUUCUGAAUCAUACGAUUUUAUUCAUGCUCUAGUAUGCGUGAUAUUUGUGCAAACCGCACUGUCAACCAAAGAAUUUCUUCUUCGCCCUCUUUAAAAUAGCCCGUUCUUCUCUGUGGUCAGUUUGACGUUUUGUUUUUUUGUCGCGGUGCUCGCUCUGGAAGUUUUUUUUUCGGCCAGCGGUCCGGGAAUGUUUCCGCCGGUAAUUCUGUGCUCACCGCAUCGCGAGUGGUUCCCGUCCGUAGCCCAGAGAAUUAAUUUCGGUUCACUGAUAAGUGUUUUCCCCUAAUCAGUCGAGCCUCCUCUCUCCCCUCAACGUUUUUAGAUUUAAGCAAACUGGUACUUCCCUCACCGGACGAAUCAAUCCGCGGCGGCCCGAGUACGGCCAGCAAUUCCGUCGCGACGGCCCAAAUGAUGGAAACUGACACGGACCUGUUGAUGCCCGCGCCGGAAGAAUCUCCCUACUUUCCGGAAAAGUACCCCGGCAAAGUGUGCGCCCUGUGCGCGCUCGGCGAACGCAGCCAGUUGGGCCAGGGCGAAAUGGACGGAUCGAGGUCAAGAACAGUGUCGAAGCGACGGUGGCGGCCGCGCUGUAGUCCUAGGAAGACGACGAGGGAUUCUCCGGGCGCAGUCCCAGUCAGGGGGACAAACGGGCAGCGGUGGUGGUGUCCUCCGGCUCGGACUAUCGCUGCUGCUGAGCAGCAACAAACGACAGAAAGGAUUGAACGUAACGUAAGAACCCAAUUAUCAACGCCGAGUACGUGAUUGAGCUGGAGAAGAUCGGCCACACCGAGCCGGUGGAGUUCGCCUCGAUCAAGAACGGCGGAUACUUUUACACUCACCGGUCGUGUGCCAGCUGGUCGUUUGGCGUGGGCCUUGGCGCGGCCACGGGGACGCUCAGCAACCUGGAGGUGGUCGUAGCGCAGGCCUUAAGCAAAAAGUGCUACUUUUGCUCGCGCUAGGGGGUGAGUUUAGUGUGCAAGGUAGAUAAGCAAGCUACAUCGCAGUCCACAGAUUCAAAACACUUAUUUUUCCCCAGAUGUCCUGUCCAAAAUUGUUCUACUACCCAUGCAUCGCCGCGACCGGUGGCCGGUGGCACUACCACGAAACGUGACGUCGAUUCCGAAGUACGGCUGGAUGUGCCGGUGCUGUCGGGUUUGUUUUGAGUGGGGUUCGCGAACGCCGGGAGGGGGCGCUUCGUCGCGAUGGCUACCAGCAGCGGGACAAGGGCCACGCCAAUAUCCACGCCUAAGUCCACUCCAGCGAGCACAAUCUGCACCAAAUCAAAUCGCUGCAGGCCGAGUUGGCAAGCGGAAACCAAAGCUACAGUUGCAACCUCCCCCGGCAUUGGACAGGGACGACGGAACUCUGGCCGCGAUCGAAUCAGCCGCCUCUCUAACAGUUUUCCAUCAAGACGUCCCUCAAAAGCCCAUUCAGAAAACUCAGACCUGGCCGGCACGACCAAGUCGAGGAACCGGUUAACAACAACAAAGACAUCUCGUGUGUGUUACUUCGGAACUAUUCGGCGGAGGUGCGGACAGUUACUGCGUAGCACCAGAUUCCUGACUCUUGAUUCUUGUCAUAGAGAUGACUAAAAA